Messenger RNA from Aureobasidium subglaciale EXF-2481, 1267 nucleotides. RefSeq lists its product as uncharacterized. The coding region runs from base 267 to 971 and encodes 234 amino acids. The record is from RefSeq and is a predicted model, not a curated record. NCBI's taxonomy places the organism in Eukaryota, Fungi, Ascomycota, Dothideomycetes, Dothideales, Saccotheciaceae. The transcript has 2 exons.
UGCAAUUGGUGAGCCUGAAUGCAAGGAGUGGAACAAUCGACACAUCAAGUCCUUCGCCGCGCUUAGCACCGGAAAAUCUGGCAGAGUCAGGUAGGGCUCCGUGGAAUAGGCAGCAGACAUGUAGGCUGUCAGGAUUAAUGAUCUAUUUCUUUCUUGGGAGGCGUUCAACUUCAGCUCAAGCCCGAGCUCCGCAAGCUUGUACAAGAGCGUGGCAGAAUACACCACGAGAGACAUAGGAAUCGUCAUGGCAAAGACACGACACGAGAAUGUCAACUGGCUGUUGGAUCUCCAUCACGAUAUUCCUAUUCGACCUUUUAUCUAUUCUGUCGAGUCUUCUAUCGAGCCUGGUUGUUUGGCUCCACAAUCAAGGAGAGGCAGAGAAGUUGCUCCAUACUUGUCAUAUAUUAUCGACAACUACGAUUCUCUGCCGGAAUUCUCUAUCUUCAUCCACCUCUAAAGACGAACAGUGGCACAAUGACGUUCUUGGGCAAAAGGCAGCAGAUACGCUCAAGGCUCUUCGAUUCGACCAUAUCAACGCUGUCGGCUUUGUCAAUCUACGCUGUACUCUAUUUCCUGGAUGUCCGGUGGGUAUAAACCCUCUGGACCCUACCGAGGCCGAUAUUCGGAACAAAGAUGCUAGGGCUUUCUUUGCAGGGAUAUACAUGGAGCUGCUCAAUAUAUCCCGCGAGCAGGUCCCACGUCACAUCGGCAAUGUCUGCUGCGCGCAAUUCGCUGUCACGAGAGCGCGAAUCCAGACACGGCCAAAGUCUGACUAUGAGAGGAUGCUCAAAUGGGCCGAUCAGAGUCAGGAGGUCGACUUCGGGGUGGGCUGGGUGUUUGAGAAGUUAUGGGACAUCAUAUUCGGCAUGGAUGCGAUCAAUUGUCCUAACUACGAGCAGUGUCGCUGCGAUUUGUAUGGCUGGUGCGGACCUUUGGCAUCUGGCGAAGUCUUGAUACCUAAAUAUACUUAAGGAUAGAAAGUUCUCGCUGCUCUUUCAGCAAGACAUUCAUCCCAUGCGCUGCUCGAAGGUGAAGGCUUCGUGCCGAACACGUUGCUGCAUGAGAUGACAUAUCUAUGUGAAGAAAGUCACUCCCACCAACGUGCAGUCUCAUGGAGUGGUUCGGAUUGAAUAUGUUUGCUCGCUGUGAUAGCCUUUCACUGAUACUUUGAGGAGGGGCGAUGGAAUCUUGGGGUGGCAAGUAUGUACAGUAGUCAGCAUCGAAUCUGCUACAUUAGAUUGCAUCAGACCUUAUUUCCAUUUCACGA